AUGGACCCGCGUAUCCAACUUGAGAGACUCCCGCCAUCCCUCGACACAGCUUCAACAAUUGCAUGCGGCAUCUUGUUCCUCUUCGGUCUGCACUUCACACUUCAGUACUUGGACUACCAGAUACUCUCGCCUCUGGAGAUGCUCUGGAAUGCCUUGGUCUACAUUAUCCCGACACCAUUACUACUGGACUCGGCGCGCCGACAGGAACUGCGAAGAAACGACAUGCUCUCGCAGACACAUGCCGCCAAAGGCGAUGCUUUGAGGAGGAUGCUUGGUAUUGGUGGGAAUGCAAUCUUGCAGAGGCUGCCUGGCGUUGAGGGUGGCGGAAUCGUACGAAGGAUGAGCUCUGCCGUAACGGGAGGGUUUGCUGCACCUGUUACGAGCGAUGUACCUCCUGGAUUGGGCAACUGGGAUAAUUCGUGCUACCAGAACAGCGUCCUCCAAGCGCUCAGCUCUCUUGGUAGUCUGCGAUCGUGGUUGCGAGUGUCCGAGCCUGGCAUUGGUGAAAGUGGUAGCACGACCAAUGCUUCGCUGCAAGAGACGAUUGCGAAGUUGCGGGAUCCGUCGAACAACGGAAAGCAUAUCUGGACACCCGCGAAGCUCAAGAGUAUGAGUAGCUGGCAGCAGCAAGAUGCACAGGAGUACUUUUCCAAGAUCAUGGACGAGUUAGACAAGGAAGCCGCGAAGAAUGUAGCAGCGACAGAGACCGAGCCCGGACUGGAGACUGUCGUAAGGGAGCAAGAUUCAGGCGCCGAGGCGGAGACAAAUACGCAUACGCCAGGUCUUCCAAGAAACCCGUUGGAAGGCCUCGUUGCGCAGCGAGUAGCCUGCACGAAAUGCGGCUUCUCCGAAGGAUACUCCAUGAUCCCCUUCAACUGCUUGACGGUUCCGCUUGGCUCGAACAAUACAUAUGAUCUUGAGGCAUGCUUGGAUGAGUACACUAAGAGUGAGGACAUCGAGGGCGUGGAGUGUCGCAGUUGCACUCUAAUUUCGGCGGCCGCGAAGCUGAAGCAGCUCCAGCUGCCCGUUGAACUCCGUGGCCAGAUUGCAGAGCGGUUGCAGGCGAUUGAACAAGCACUUGAUAGUGACGACUUUUCCGACAAGACUCUCAAGCAGGACUGCCACAUCCUUCCAAAGGCUUUCGUGAACAGCACGAAGACGAAGGAGCUUGUCCUUGGUCGAGCGCCACAGUCUCUGGUCGUGCACAUCAAUCGAAGCGUUUUCGACCCGAUGACAGGAUCGCAGCGGAAGAACUACGCCAAUGUGCGGUUUCCCUUCGUGCUGGAUCUGCAGGAGUGGAUGCUAUCAAUUGGUGAUGCAUCUUCACACUACCAGCUUAGUGCCGUGGUAACUCAUUAUGGGCGGCAUGAGAACGGCCAUUACAUCUGCUACAGAAGGCACGCUAGCUUGGAGACAGCAGACGAACAUGAGGACCUUGGACAUGACAAACGGAAGGAAAGCUGGUGGAGGUUGAGCGAUGAGGAUGUAUCGCCUGUGACGGAGACGGAGGUGCUCGAUCAGGGCGGAGUCUUCAUGCUCUUCUACGAGCGUAUUACUGAGCCCGGCCUACCUCAUGCCACAAUUUCAUCAGCCCCAGCAGAAGUGGUUGAGGAAGCCGCAGCAAUACCACUCCCAGCAGAUGGUGCCGACGAUUGGGAUUUGUAUCCAGGGAAACCCUCGUCCACAGCGACGCCUUCGUUAGUCACUUCGUCUGAGCAUUCGGUCGUUUCAGAAUCCGACACCGACACGGAUUACGAUGACGAGGAUCCUACUGUUGCAAAACAGUCAUCGCAGCCAACGCCUGUACUCAAGACUGCGUCGCCAACAUCGCUCAGGCCUACCCAGAAGGACAUGAAGCAUGCUAUUGGCAUGAGCAAUACGAUGAUGAGCGUUUAG
Messenger RNA from Fulvia fulva, 1896 nucleotides. RefSeq names its product Ubiquitin carboxyl-terminal hydrolase 1. Bases 1 to 1896 code for a protein of 631 amino acids. The record is from RefSeq and is a predicted model, not a curated record. The transcript has a single exon. Gene Ontology annotation, molecular function: cysteine-type endopeptidase activity; cysteine-type deubiquitinase activity. Lineage: Eukaryota; Fungi; Ascomycota; Dothideomycetes; Mycosphaerellales; Mycosphaerellaceae. Gene Ontology annotation, biological process: protein deubiquitination. Gene Ontology annotation, cellular component: cytosol; nucleus.